UGACAGGAUGCUGAGCUUCAAGCUUUUCUGUUACAUUAGUGUUCUACAGAUUUCACUCAUGAUAGCUAACGCUAUCAGUGGACCAGAUCCUGUGGCCGUCUAUCCUCUAAACAGCAAGUAUCUAUCAAGAGAAAUUAAAGAUCGACUGCCCCCAGGUAUCCUCAGUGAUGUGUCUUUGGCACCUGGAAUCGAUGGAAAGGAAGGCGGCUCCUACCAAUUCGCAGGAAAUAUUGGCAGUUACAUUGAGUUUCCGAAUAAUGGAAGAUUAGACGUAAAGCACUCCAUUACGAUUUUAUGUUGGGUGUAUCCUCAGACCACAGGUGGUCCUCUCUUCCAGUACAGCGGUACCGAUGACUGGGGUGUUCACAUGUGGAUCGCAGAGGGAAAGUUGUUUGCUUUGUUCUCACGCAGGAACUACAAAUCCACAAUCUAUCUGUUUUACAAUGCUUUGGCUUUGGCUUUUAACCAGUGGCAUUACGUGGGAUGCUCGUAUGACUUCAUUUCCGGUGAGGCAAAUUUAUGGUUAAAUGGAGAAUCGGUGGUAAAGAUGAAUAUUGGAAAAGAGAUUGAACUUGCCACUCAAGAUGAAGUUCGAAUUGGUGCUGUCAACAUGGAUGAGCGAUACUUUCAGGGAAGAAUCACGGCCGCACAAGUUUAUGACGUGGCCCUGAACGCUGAGCAAAUAAAAGCCGUGGAAGGCGUUGGUCAAAGUGGUAAUUAUUCUAAGACUUUAAUUUAUGCCAACUGA
Molecule: messenger RNA, 748 nt
Organism: Pocillopora verrucosa
Lineage: Eukaryota; Metazoa; Cnidaria; Anthozoa; Scleractinia; Pocilloporidae
Source: RefSeq, a predicted model, not a curated record